GAGAAGACAGACAUCCUGCGUGUGGACGCGCCACACGUGUCCGAGUCUGCCCGAGCAUCCGACGAGGAGGACCGAGACGCGAGCGGAGGGAGAGCAGCACCGGCAAGUUUGGCAUUUCCAGUUUCCAGCGGGCUUUCAGGGGAGGGGUGAGGACUUCCGACCUGAAGCUGCGAUGGAGCUUCGGAAAAGCAACGGACCUGUAUUGGUUGGAGUUUACCUGUGGGCGACGUUUUACUACCAAGCUUGUCACUGCGGAGUGUACCAGAGGAAACUGUACCAUGAACUGAUGCUAAACUACAACCGUCUGGAGAGACCAGUCCAAAACGACUCUGCUCCUAUUCUUGUGGAACUUGGCCUGACAUUGCUACAGAUUAUUGACGUGGAUGAAAAGAACCAAGUGUUGAUCACAAACGCCUGGCUGCAACUGCAUUGGACGGAUAUUUAUCUGUCCUGGAACCCAGAGAAUUACCCCGGGGUUCAGAAUCUUCGCUUUCCCUCCAAUCUAGUUUGGGUUCCAGAUAUCCUCCUCUACAACAGUGCCGAUGAGAGAUUUGAUGCCACGUUUCAUACAAAUGUGCUGGUUAAUGCAUCAGGAGCCUGCCAAUACAUCCCACCCGGUAUCUUGAAGAGUACAUGCUAUAUUGAUGUCCGGUGGUUCCCAUUUGAUAUCCAGAAGUGUGACCUGAAGUUUGGCUCUUGGACCCACAACGGCUGGCUCCUGGAUCUUCAGAUGAUGGAUGUGGAUAUUUCUACAUACAUUCCCAACGGAGAGUGGGACCUCGUAGGUGUGCCUGGAAAGCGCAACGAGUUGUACUAUGAGUGCUGCAAGGAGCCCUACCCUGAUGUGACGUUCACUGUCACUAUGCGACGCAGGACUUUGUACUACGGCCUCAACCUGCUCAUCCCCUGUGUGCUGAUUUCUGGAUUGGCCCUUUUGGUUUUUCUGCUUCCAGCUGACUCUGGAGAAAAGAUCUCACUGGGUAUCACUGUGCUGCUUUCUCUAACGGUGUUCAUGCUGCUUGUUGCUGAGAUCAUGCCUGCCACUUCAGACUCUGUUCCUCUAAUUGCUCAGUACUUUGCCAGCACCAUGAUGAUUGUGGGCUUGUCUGUGGUGGUGACAGUCCUGGUUCUUCAGUUCCACCACCAUGAUCCCAGAGGGGGGAAAAUGCCUAAAUGGAUCCGUGUGAUUCUAUUGAACUGGUGCGCUUGGUUCCUCCGCAUGAAGAAGCCUGGGGAAGAAAAUAAACCAGCAGUGAGCUCCAGUAACCCUCCAACGUACAAAUGCUCUCACUCUCCUCCGCACCACACCAGCACAACCAGCAUCCAGAUGAGCACGAUACCAGGGCAGGCCCAGUCGACCACAACCAACGGCAACAUGAACCUGUACUUUGGCUACCACUCCAUGGGAACAGACAACCCCGCCUUCCCACCGAGCACCGACUCAGGCCUGGUGACAUGUGGCAUCGGCGGUGAAGGAGGUGGAGGAGGAAACCACCUGGGUGGCUCCUCCCAGCCUGACAUCCACUCGGACCACACACGGACAAUGUUGUUAGAGCAGGUCCCGGAAAUCUCCCUCAUCCUGGAGGAAGUGCAGUACAUCGCCAGGCGCUUUCGAGACCAGGACGAGGGGCAGGAAAUCUGCAGCGAGUGGAAGUUUGCCGCCGCUGUGGUGGAUCGCUUAUGCUUGGUGGCCUUCUCGCUGUUCUCCAUCAUCUGCACCUUCACUAUACUCAUGUCAGCUCCAAAUUUCAUUGAGGCCGUGUCAAAAGACUUUACAUAAAGCUUAUUUCUUGCCACGCUGAGAAGAAGGAAAAUUGCUUCAGAAAGAAUCCAAACAUGUUGGUAUCUAUAUUAUACAAAGAUCCUGAACUACUUCUAGUUAAAGCCUCACAAGCUGAUACACUCUCUACAUAAGAUCUUAAUGUGUCGUUGCGCUUUUUGCAUUUUUUUCUCUUUGAGGUGGCUUUCCUAAUGUCAUGCAAAUAGUAAGAAGUUGAUGUUUGAUGCUAUUGUUAAUAGUGUAGAUUUUCACUUUGAUGCACUUUUCACAUUUAUCCCUAUCACUCCACCUCGUUUCCCUGCCACCACUGUGACAUCACGUCUUAUCAGAGCAGCCUCCUAACAAUCGGUCAUUUUUCUGUUUUCCCACAUCCCUCUGUUUAUCCACCAUUUCAAACUUUCAAAGAAGGUUUCUCACAUUACUGGUCUGCCGUGUAGCUAUUGUAGUUUUUCUUUUACAUUUUCAGAUACACAACACAACACUGUUUCAUUUGUUGAGAAUGGAUUUAUUUUUUUGCUCUUUGUUCUGUAAAUUAUGCUGUAGCACCAUAUUAGGUUCUGCUUGAAUCUACCUGUGAAUUCCUUAGCUGGUAAUUCAGUCAGAUAUUAUGGAUAUACGGUAUUUUUUUAUUGAGUGGAAUUUCUAUUCAGAUUUUAAAGAUCCAAGUUAAAAUAGGAUCCGUUCACAUCUGACAGUUGGGAGGACUGUGAACACAUUCAAGAUGGAUUCCAAAAAGACCCAUUAAGACCCCAGUAUGAGGUACGCUGGACUAUUGUAUUUGCAUUAGUUUGGCCAGUCCUCACUGGGACAAACUGACUCAAUUCAUACAUUGAAACUCAGAGGAUUGCUGACCACAUGGAUGCCUAAAAUGGAUGCUCGAGUAACUGAAUGUGUAUAUUAUGUCACAGAAAAAUAAGCAGACGUGUUGAUGCCCUGUUUCUUGCUCAAUGAUAUUUACACAUUUUUAUUUGCAGUUAGUGUUUUUUUUUUUUUUUGUCUGAUCUGAUAACACAAGACGUACUUUAAUCCCAGGUGUCACUUUCAGCUACUCUGUUUUCAGCAGAGCCAGCCAGGACGUAUAAUACUACGAGGUCCAGACAGCGCCCGAGUCUUUCUAGACUAGCACAUUGGCACCACUGCAAGUUAUUUUAAGAACCUUGAAAUUACUUCCAACGUCUCUCCCAUAUCACUGCUGGAUUUUUAAUUUACUGCAUCUCCCUUUGCAUUUCUAGUCCAUCUCAUUUCUUCUUUAAGUAUUAAUCUUUUGAGUCGCUCUUUGAGCAGCUCAAACCAAGGUUCUGUGUCCACAAAUGUAAUGAGAAGAAUUUUAUCAGUGUGGGUAAAAGUCAUUCUUAAUUGUGGCUUUGCAGUUUUUCAUACAUUUCUUACUAAGCAUAUCCCCUGAAGGUUGAAGUGUUUGUCGCAUUCUGUGUUAUAUUUUGUCAUAUGCUGUCAAAAACUCAUGAUAUAAAAGAAACGACUUUUGACUAAAAGACAAGAUUUUAAAUGAGUUUUGAGGAAAGGUCAAUCCCGUCGACAGCACAUUUGGCCUGAAUUUUUUGUUACAAAAAAACAAAAACAAAAAAAAAUAGCAAAAGACAAACCCUUUGUUAAUCUCUCGCAGCGACAUGCAACACGGAUUACCGGGUGACUGAUUUGGGGUAAAUGUAAUGGUACUUAAUCUCCU
Molecule: messenger RNA, 3467 nt
Organism: Poeciliopsis prolifica (blackstripe livebearer)
Lineage: Eukaryota; Metazoa; Chordata; Actinopteri; Cyprinodontiformes; Poeciliidae
Product: neuronal acetylcholine receptor subunit alpha-7-like
Exons: 10
Coding region: 173-1780 (535 amino acids)
Biological process (GO): regulation of membrane potential; signal transduction; monoatomic ion transmembrane transport
Cellular component (GO): neuron projection; postsynaptic membrane; synapse
Molecular function (GO): transmembrane signaling receptor activity; acetylcholine-gated monoatomic cation-selective channel activity
Source: RefSeq, a predicted model, not a curated record